Messenger RNA from Symsagittifera roscoffensis, 1494 nucleotides. RefSeq lists its product as uncharacterized. Bases 7 to 825 code for a protein of 272 amino acids. Lineage: Eukaryota; Metazoa; Xenacoelomorpha; Acoela; Convolutidae. The record is from RefSeq and is a predicted model, not a curated record. The transcript has 3 exons.
UGUAUAAUGUCUGGUGGACCAAAUGCCGAUUUCGAUAAGUACGAAAAACACACCUGCCCAUUUGAUGCCAACCAUCAAUUGGACGCAUACAAAUGGAGAAAUCACAUAGACAAGUGUCGUCUCCAACAUCCAAGUGUCCCAAUUGCAUUUUGCAAAUUCAACACCCGACACGUGAUUCGGUUGGACAGGCAGUCCAUGGAAGAUCACUACGAGGAGUGUCAAAGUAAGGGCAUAUUGGAGGCAGACCUGAGGCCACAUGUGCCCAAAAUCCACGGAAAUCUCAAUUUCCCACCCCCUGUGAACGCCCCGGAAGUGACGACUGAGGACGCGAAAGCGUUUGCCAGAAUGACCGGCAAACCCGGGAAGCCGUACAUGAUUCGUUGCCUCAAUGGACCGACCCCAUUACGCACUUCUGACUCAAUGAAUAGAGGUGCUCUACUGGAAACUACAUUAGCACCGCAAAAGGCAACAAAUGUUAAUUUGGGAUUGCGGACUUCAACUAACAGUGACUACCCGAGAGCGGUGGGAAGGGGUCGGGGAAGAGGCAGAGGCAGGGGGAGCAACUUCACUUCAUAUGAAAUGAAUGGUGUCAACAUAGCUACUCAAAGCUAUCCUUCGGUCGGAAGAAGCCAGGCUCCUGCUCCUUCCGGAUUUGCCUUGGGAAUGGGAGGGACCAGAGUCGGCAGGAGCUCGUCUGGCUCGUCUUCAUCUGAGAACAAAUGCAGGGUUUCUGAAGACGAGGAUGGUUCGGACAGUGAUGAUGAUAUUUACAGUGAAUUGGCCUUUAAGCUCAUUAUUGGAAGAGGUAAAACUAUCGGAAAAUGAAAUGGUAAUUGCAAAUGAUGGAAAAAGAGAACCGAUGAACAGGCACAAUUGUAUCUAUUCCAAAUUCGCAGCCGUUCAAAGUGGUUUAGAAACUGCCUCAGAAGUAAUUAUUGCAGCAAUCAAAUAAUUUUUCAACAAUCGGAAUCAAGCAGCCCCAAACGUGUUUAUUCCACUGUUCAUUUCGACGAAAAAUGGCUGCUAGACAACCACGAACCAUUCGUUUCGAAUUCAUCUUAGUUCAAUUAUUUGUUCAAAUUGAUCUUAAGCCUUCAAUAUUUUACUUAAUGUUUUUAUUUGUUCGUGCAACUGUGUGCUUUUUUCUUGGCUAAAAGUAAUUCUAAGCUCAAAUAAGCAGUGAUUUUUGUAUGAUAUUAUUAGAAGAAGAUGAAAAUAAGGCGAGCACUGAGCAAAUUUUAGAUAAAAGAUUGGAAAAAAAAUUUUUAGUUACAUUUGGCCUGCAUUUCAGUAACCUGUUAUUUGAAUUGGUUAUUGAUACGCUGCCGAGGGAAUAGGUGCAAGCGAUGUUUUUACAUGGUCUGUCUUGAGGUAAUGGUCGCAGAUUAUGUCAUAUCUGGUAAAUUCAUCAUGAUAUCCAAUUGAAUCUUAUUUGAAAAUGGACUGGGGUUUUCUAACAGUUCAGUUUGAAAUUUACCUAUUUCGCCAGGGAAA